Oncorhynchus tshawytscha (Chinook salmon) is the source of this 1040-nucleotide messenger RNA. RefSeq lists its product as uncharacterized. The annotation marks the transcript as partial. Lineage: Eukaryota; Metazoa; Chordata; Actinopteri; Salmoniformes; Salmonidae. The record is from RefSeq and is a predicted model, not a curated record. The transcript is spliced from 7 exons.
GUCCAGUGAACUAUACUGUCCUCUCAAGCUCUUUCGUGUUCAGUCAAGAAGGACUUGUCACGCCACUUCUUACGCAACAGCCCUAAAGAAGGAGCUCAAACGUUUUUUGUUUUGUUGGUAAAUUGCCUUUACAUUUCAUACAGGCUACAUUUGAAUCUGUCAUCGGGGGAAUCAUCACAUCAAUGGGUCAUCGGGGAAUCAUCACAUCAAUGGGGUUAAAGAAGAUAAACACUGAGUUUCUUCGCUGUGAGAGGGAAAAAGAAGAUGCUGUGGAAUUCCUCGGCCAAAUGGAAAAGAUUGUGUCGAAAUAUCGCCACAAGAAGAUACCUCUUGCAAAGCCGAAAAGUUACGAGUUGAGAAUCGGGGGUCUGGAGGACACUGUUCACGCUGGAGAUGGUGAACAGUUAGAAGUUUGGAAAGACUGCUACCUUCCAGAGAGAAUGGAGAUGGUGGUCAUUGGUGCCCUGGAUGACUUCCGCUGUUCGGCAGCAGGAUGGCAGCUGGUUCUCCUGUUAUGUGAAGAUGGCAAUGUCUACGCCUACGAGUUUGAAGUUCUACACCUUGUUGCCAGAAGCUUGGAGGAUCUCUUUAAAUCUGGAGCAGAGUUCCCAGGACUGGAGAAACACAGAUUUGGAGAAUACUUUGAGGAAUUGACUGAGGAAGAGAUGAAGAAAGAGAUGCAAUGUGAUGAAAUAAAGAAAAUCAAUGACGAGCAUAUUCAGUUCCGAAGAAGUUUGGAGAUUGAGAUGCUGAGGGAUCUCAAAGCAAUCAGUCAAUCUGAGCCAAACAUUCAAACCCAACAAAGUAAUGAGCCAAGUCGGACCGAAUAUUCAAGGCCUUCAAAGGAAGCACUAAAAAGGAAGCACUACGAAUUCAAUGGCUCAGACACAAGCGGAUUACAAUCCUCACAAGAGGAUUACAAAAAGAAAACCAGCCCCGUCGCGGACCAGGAUUCCUUGCUCCCAGACAGACUAAAUAACAUCUUUGCUCGCUUUGAGGACAAUACAGUGCCACUGACACGGCCCACUACCAAAACCUGG